AUGCCAAAGGACGAUGCAGUGGCAGUAGAGGCGGCCAAGGACGACGAGCUCAACGAGCUGCAGCAGCAUCUCCAGCUCGAGGCCUUCGGCGGCAAGUACCUUACGGCACAGGAGAUCCUUCUAGUGCAGCUCUUUCAAUCAGUGACCGACGCAGCCCCCUUUAAUGGCGGGAAUGCAGACUUGAGCGUCUCUGCUCCAUCCGGUGCCUCUGCGUCCCCCAAGGCCGUGAGUAAAGUGGGAGGGGCCACAGCCUCUGGUGCCGUAGCAGCAGGUGCCAAACCCGCCAUGUCUGCGGUGGAGAGAGCUAAGCUGCUGAUGGCCAAGAAAACGGGUGGGACAAGGACGACGUCGUCGACGGCUGUGAAGAGAAUAAACCCCUUGACGGAUAUUCUACGAGGGGGGUCAGGUAGUGUUGUAGGUGGCGUGCACAGUGUGAAAAGAGUCAGGAGCACUAAAAGCGACAAGCCGGGCGAGAUUAAAAUCCAGGGAGGACGCACGUCGAUCCAACUACCUUUGGAGAGUUUUCUGAGGAAUGAAGACUGGGACUCGGCCACAGGAACUCCGUUGGAUUUGGUCCUACCGGAAGUGGCGUUCGCUACGAAUAACACGCUCAUUAUCCACGCGACACUGCCACCAAGAUCGUCAAGAUGCUGCUUCAAUGUCAGCACACAAUCGAGUAUGCUCAGUGGUGCGCCAUAUCCUGGAACGGUGCUAUAUCACUUUAACCCACGCCGUCAACGUGGAGGACAUAUCAUUCAGAAUAGCAAUAUUGACGGUCGCUGGGGCUGUUCGCAACCGCUGCCUCGGUUCCCACUGACUUUUGGUGAGCCUUUCACCCUACGUCUAACGGUUGUACCCACUGGGUUCCUCGUGUUUAUUGAGGAAAUCUUCCAAGACGAAUUUAAACAUCGUGUGCCAAUCCGUGAAGGCGAAAAUCUCGUUCUGACAGUUCCUACUCGCGACGAGAACGGCAACCCAGACGGUGUCAUUGUGCACAGUGUGUGGUGGGGCCACGCCGAAGUGCCUCCCAAUCUUGAUACUCGUCGACGCGGCAGCAACGGAGGAUACCGAGGUGGUGACCGUGGUGGCUAUCGCGGCGGAAAUUCGGGCAGAGGUGGCGACCGGUUCCACCCCGCACCUCAUCCGUAUGAAGUUUAUGUGGGUAACCUUCCGCAGGGCACGUCGCGCGAGGAACUGUCGUUCCUCUUCCAGUACCUGGGCUACGAGACCGUGCGCAUUACUGCUCGUGGAUUUGGCUUCGUGACGCUGCGUAGUGCAGAGGACAUGAACCGAGCUGUCGAAGAUUUCGAUGGCAAGGAGUUUAACGGGAUGAAGCUGCGAGUGUCUUGCGCACUACCUCCGAAAUAA
This is a messenger RNA of Phytophthora infestans T30-4, 1368 nucleotides long. RefSeq lists its product as uncharacterized. The coding region runs from base 1 to 1368 and encodes 455 amino acids. The transcript has a single exon. The record is from RefSeq and is a predicted model, not a curated record. NCBI's taxonomy places the organism in Eukaryota, Oomycota, Peronosporomycetes, Peronosporales, Peronosporaceae. Gene Ontology annotation, cellular component: cytosol. Gene Ontology annotation, molecular function: carbohydrate binding; mRNA binding.